AUGAAGCGCUGGCAGGACCGCGGAGAGGUGCAAGACUCCGAUGAUGAAGACCUCAGCUUGGAAGCAGAGUCGCAGGAAACGGAGCAUGUCAGGAAGAAACCCAGGCUGGAGGCCGAUACUGGACGAUCAACGACGACUCAACCUGGACAGAACCAGCCCAUUGCUCUCCACGGAAGCCAUGCUCCGGACGAAGAGGAAGCAGAGUGGCUUCGUCCGCAGGUGGCGGCAAAAUACGGCAGGAAAGCGGAAGUGCUCAGACCUUCUCUCGACGCAGACGGCGAGAAGCCGCCAAAAAGGCUGGACACGGACGUUGAAACUGCUGCUUGCAACAGCUCACAGCAUUCUGAUCGAACCCAAGACCAGGAUAUCGAACAGCCGAAAAGCUCUCAAUCGGCUGAGUCUGAUGAGCUUCCAAAUCCAAGCCAGCUUCUGCGUCGACCCUUCGUUCCAGCACCUGCUCCGGAUGUAGUGUCGCCGUUGAGCUCUGCCCCGUCCUCGCCUUUGAGCGAACGCGAUGUUUCGCCACCUCCAGCAUUUUGUCUCCAGGACGCCGCGACCGGCAUGGCAGACUCCACGGGUACAAAUCAGCGCGAAGUAUUGGAACUUCAUGAUCCCAUUUCUCGCCCUGAGCGCAUGCCAAGCUCAGCACUAGGACGCAGAAGCUUUCGCGCAAGGAAUGAAAAGCAGCUCCAUCCGUACAUGUUUGAGCUUGCCCAGUACCAGAGGCAAUGGCGAGAGCGCGGCAUGCGUCCUAUUCGCUACGUCGAGAACACCCCGGCCAGAGAGGAGACCCAGAACACUGCUGGGAAUGGUGCGGACAGCGACAGUCAAGACAUCAGCGCCGCGAAUAGCUCGUCACCCGUACGACUCAGCUUGGAGUCAGCGGCUGAACCGCAGUCCUCACCUGUUGAACGACCGAUGAAUUUUUCCUCGGAUGGCGAAGAAGAGCUGCCAGACGUACAAACUUUGCUUCGAAGGGAAGACGUAACGCAGCGCAGCAAUAAGCGUCGUAAGUUAUUACACAUCGGCAUUCCAGCAUCUCGGAAGCGCGUGGGGAGGGAAGACGACGAAGACUACGAUUUAUUCUCUGUGCCGCCAUCGCCACCGCCGACAUCAGGCCGAGCAGAUCAUGAACCCAAGGUUUUGCCAAUAACAGCAGGCUUUCGCAUUCCUCGUGGCAUGACACCGGCACCACUACCCACACCUCAGGUCUCUUCCGACACGGUCGAACGAACCAUCAGCGAACCAGUAGACCCGUCGAGAGCCGAUCGUACGUCUACGUCUAGGCAGCAGCGCAGGCCAGUGCUUGUUGACAGCUCAAGCGAGUCCUCAGAUGCGGGCACCGACAGCGAAGUUGACGAGCUCAAGCUAAGGCGGGAGAGGAAGCGCAUCAAAGGUGUACUGCCGGCAUCGUGGCUGAAGAUUGACCUUGCCGCGCAACAAGGGCACAAGGGCGGCUCGUCAGUAAGGCAUCAAUCAGAGCAGUCAACCUCACCACCGAAGUCAAUACCUCGGAAGGGUGUUGCUCAAACGAGGCAACGUUUUGGCACCCCAGCGAGGCAUGGCAUCAUCGCCAUUUCCGAUGACGAUGGCGACGACACGAGCAGUCAGAGGGACUCGCCGAUCCAGCCGCGCAUGAGACAAAGUAGGCUUGAUUUUAAGCGAGAGCAGACGUCUACAACCAUGCAAGCUGGGACCGUUGACGAUGAACGGAUGGAAGUGGACUGGGUUGAUCCGAUGUUCGCAUCGACUUCUCGAAAGCACUCUGAUACCACCCGACGAAAGCGACAACCACGAAUUACCGAGAACUUUCAUAGAGAACAGCGAUUUGCCGAUGACUUCUCGGAAGAACGCAAAGGUCUUAGAGCAGCGACAGGAGUAGGUGCUGGUCGAACGAGACGCAAACGUGGCACUGGUCCCAAGCGUUCCAAGGCGCCAGUCCAGCAUCACAGGCUGGCCAUUGUCGAUGCCCAGAUUGAUGACUACAUGUCCGGCAAGCAGCUGCCGUCGUUUCUGAGGCUUGCUAUGCGUACAGCUCGACAACGACGAGAUAAUGGCCGCCACUCUCCAACACAUAAGCGCAUUCGUCUCGCUACAAGGGAGGACACUGAAGAUGCCACAGCUACGCUUCGAGCCUGGCGUGAAGGUACCAUUGUCCCUCGAUCUCAAGGCCGGGCGUCUGUAUCAUUACAUGAUGACGAGAGAGUCGAUGUCGAGAGCGGCGAGGAUGCUCUGUACCCUGCAACAUUCCGGGCGCCACUGGCAGAGCUGGCGAACAACUCUCAGUCGCAUCUGACGGAACCGCCCAGUAAGGCAGAGCCUGACCGUCACACGAAGCGUAGACCAGUCAGCACAAUCCGAAGGCCGAGAACGCAACAGACGAGAGUAACGCCAACUGUCACGAUCCAAGAAAGCACUGCUCAAGCCGGCCAUCCACAAGCCCAGCCAGCACCUCAAGACAGAGUUCCCCAGGCGAAAGAUCGUACAACGACGGCCCGUCAUAACGCACCACAGGCCCCUCACUACAGCGAUGCGCAGCUGGAGAUGCUAGAGAGUGACUUCGAUCAGCAGCAUCGCAUGGCCGCGUUUGAGCGCAGGAUGCGGACCUUGACCGAGAGCGCGAGAGCUCGCACGCAGCGGCAGUCCACGGCCAAAGAUCUUCCUAUGACACGCUUCCUACACGAGCGUCCAGCUGGCGGUGCUCGAUCGCCCAGCAGCAAGCACAGCGAGGACACCUCCGGCCAGCCUACCGUUCAAGUUUCAAUACCGCACCGACCUAGAAAGCAAGUUGCACUCCGCGUCGAUGCAGAGGCUCGAGAGUACCGCCAGCCAAGCGAGCCUCUUCCAGCAGUCAUCAACGUCGACGAUUCUAGCAAUACCGUCAGCACCGCUGUGGAUAACCCCACCGUUCUCCAGGGCCUUGGACCAUUCGGAACACGAUAUGCCACAGACUUCGAUGUGCUGCCGCUCUUACCUGGCACUUACUUCCAUCAAAGCUCUUUCAUCGGCUCUGGUGACUUCGAGGCAAGUCUGACCUUCGGUGAGCGUGAUUUAGAUGUCUUCGCUGGCCGCAUACGGGUUCACGUGGAUGGCGAGGUGCUCGAGUGGGGCGCGUGGACCGAAGAGGUCAGCACGGGGCUUACGUUUGUGCAGAGGAGCAUCGCGGAAGCAGUGGAGAGCCUGAGAAAUCCUCCGCAGUUGCCUGUAGAGGGCAAUGACGCUUCAGUGGUGCUCGCCAACGUCGACUACCUCCUCCGCUCAACAGUGAGAUUUGUGGCGAGAUGCGUCGCCUUUCUCGACAGUAUAGACCGUCGAGCGUGUAUACAGCGCUUGCAAAGCUUCGUCGAAGACUUGCUGGAGUUAGACUUCGAGUCGCCACCUGGACAUGCUACAACAAAGGAAGUUGCAAGUCAGUGCUAUCAAUACGCGGUGGUAUUGGCGAAGCAGACAACCAUAUUGGGCAAGGAUCCGUUGGUGCAAUCGCCUCUCGUGGACAGAAGCAAUGCAAUUCUGGCUCGAGCCUCACACCAACUAGGGCAGCAAUUGGUUCAGCACGGUCUGGCAGAGCUGAGAUUGUUCCUGGAAGACAAUCGACAUGCAGCGAAACGCGAUGCCGGCCUACGAGACAGCGAUGCAGCAGUGUCCGGCGUGGUCAUCCUCUACCAUGUCCUCCGGAAUGUGACAGCUGCCGUUCCAACAUUUUGGAGCGUCGUCUACCAAGCCUUGAAUGUGGAUGUGGCCACCCUUCAAACCGUCUCGCAGCUCGACACGGUCUGGUACAACAUCUUCACCCUCUUGCCAGCGCUGGAAAUUGGCGCUGAUGGUAUUGCGUACCCGGGCAGCCGUAUGCAUGGAGCUCUUGAGGACUGGGCUCUCCCCAAACAUCUUAUGGCUCGUGUGCUCGAGCUAUAUCCAGCAACAAGCACUGUCAGUGGCUCCACGAUCAACGAGCAUGUUCGCGCGACGUUGAUUCGUUGCUAUCGGCUCGCGACAAGAUGGUGCUGGUGGAGAUGCGAGCCUGUCCUGGGAACGAUGUUCGACUUCUUCGCACGACGCGGUCUUGCGCAGUUGUACAAGGAAGAGAGUCGUGGUUCGCCAAAGUUCCUAGAUGAGCUCGAUCGUUCGCCUUCCCUCGAAGUUCAUCUGGAAGAUCGAUCUUUCAGCGUCUUCUUGAAGCUUCUUGCUUCUGGACUCCGCGGCAUGCAGAAAUAUGAGGUGUACAGUGAGAAGAAGAUUGGAGGCAUUGCAUGGCGAUUCAUCCCUAACCACGGUCGGGCGUAUCGAAAGGACGCUGAAGUGCGACAAGACGAGCUGGAUGCUCUUCGGAACCAUCACAACCUUCUAUGCACCCUAUACUUUGCGACGCCACCAGCGUACCGCCUACGACUGGACCUCAUCGACGGUCUCGUUGACCACACUACUUCGCACAGAGAAGCUUGCCGUCUCAACGUCCGCGCUUGGUCGAACCUGACCGCAUUCCAGAUAUCGACUGCCGAAGAGGUCACAAGACUUGAGCCCUUCGCAUGCUGGUACAAGGAGAUGCUGAGCAUCACAAUCAGCCAAUACAGACUUGCGAAAGUGGAGGUUGAGCAAGAUGUUGCUGCAGCAAACGCCAACAGUAAGACACUAGUGCCUCAAGCCGUGAUUGAAAACACCAUUGCACGCAAUCAGCAACAGAUCGCUGCAACCUUGAUCGACGCACUGGCGGCCAUGAAGCGGGCAAUGCAAGCCGCUAGCAGUGCUGCAAGCGCUCGAUACUUGCUUGAGAGAUCAAACUUUUGGCAAGUCUUUGACCUGUUCGAGCCCUCUGGAAGGCGGCUGUACAGCAUGCUCGAUGAGGCUCUUGAGGUUGUGAAAUCUGCACUAGAUGUCGACAAGAGGUUUGCUGCCAAAGACGACAGCCAGAACUCCAGCGAGGAGAGCCAGGACUACGGGGACUCCGACGCGUUGAUGGAACUCGCUUCAGGGCAGCAAAUAUCUGAACCAGCCGAUUCAACCCUGGUAACAGUCAUCCAUGCGCCGCUUGCCCAUCUCGUCUCCAACGUCUUCGGAGCAGACGAGAGUGGAGACGAUACGCUGUCCACCAAGAUCAUCGAUAUGUGGACAAGUGCUGCUCAGGCGAUGGUGUCAUCAGGCCAAAGGACGAUAGACAACUACAUCAGUGACUACAGUUCCGAGGCUUGGACCCAGCUGCGUGACACGGAGCAGAGGCGCAAGUUGACACCAUACUUCUUCUCUCGCAUUGUCGAAGCAGGGACCGUAGACAUUAUGGAAACAGGCAUCCUGCGCUCCUGGCUGGCAUCUCUGGUCGAGAGAGAGGCCAUGCUGAAGUACCAGAACCGGCUGACGAGUACACUGUUGCAGUGCUGUUCUGACGAGCCGCUGCUGCGAAACUUGCCGUUCAUUCGAGAUGCAUCCGGACAGUACACCAUUUCUCUACACGACCUGCGACUCCGUCGUGUCAGCCUCAUAUCCAGCGUCCUCAGCAACAUGCGCGAGAACUUCGAGAAGGCACUGUACGAAACGCGGAGCAGUGUGCAAGGCCUGCGGAGGACCUAUGCCGAUCUGCUGAAACAUCUCAUGCAAGCAAUGAAGUCGAACUAUCAGGACCUUCAACUCUCUCACCAGGAUGACGUCGCGAACGCACAGGUCCAAGGUGCGUACGUUGAUUUCGUGCAGCACAUCGUUUCGGCGAUGCAGCAGUACACCGACGAGAUCCAGAAAAUCGACCACUUCUUCACAGACUCCGCCGCCUUCCCCUUGCCGGCAACAGACCCAACAUAUGUUGUUGGCAAACUUCGAGCGUAUGUUCCGAGGCUCGCGGAGACCAACAAGAGCAAGCAGCUGGCAGUCUUUGUGCAGACCGUGAGUGAACGCGCCGCUGUCGACACCCAGCAGGUCUACCUGGUUGAUCAGAUCGCGACGGCUCUGGUGGGCACAAUCGAGCGUGGUGAUUACAGAGCACCCAGCCUCCGACAUGUCCUUCUCACGGCGGUGUUUCCAGCCUACGUUGAACAGGCGCUCUCAACCGCUUUCUCUUGGAUCGUUGCCCGCCCGAUACUGCAGGCCUGUGGUCGUGUGGCUGGGGAUUUGCUGUACAGCACGAAGUUCGAGGAUGUGAACAGUGUGAGAGGCGUUUCAGAGUCGCUCAGUGCUCUGCUGCAAAGCAUGUCGAAGCCACUGGAGCUUGCGAUCAGAUAUCCAGGCCAAAUGAGACUGCCUCAAGCGCAGUCCAUCCUGGCGGCAAUCUUCCACACUGCGCAGCAGAGCCUCACUUGCAUACAAGCAUUGCAGAACGUGAGCGGGAACAGCCACCUCCCCGCAGCAAUGCAUCGCUUCGACAGGUUUGCGGAACGCAUCGCAACGGCUCUGACAGAUCCUAACGACUUUGAUCUCAUCGAUAUUCCGCACGGCGUACCUGAGACCCCCUGUCCGUGGCCAGAGACCCUGGGCUGCUCUCGGAGAUGGAUCCAAGAGCAGCUUAAUGACAAGUGGUAUGCGGUUGAUGGACAGUACUAUGUGAAACGAGGGAAUGGCUCGCUGGAGGUUACUGUUGCGUUGGGGGAUGAGGAGGAGGAGCGGCAGGAGUUGCUAAAGAGCCUGGGGGAUUUUAGAGAGAGCUACAGCGCAAUAUUCAAGAGGCACGGGCGAGCUAUGAGCAAAGAGGGUGGUGGUGUGCGGGCUCUGCUCAGCGACGUGGUGGUGUGA
Molecule: messenger RNA, 6708 nt
Organism: Saxophila tyrrhenica
Lineage: Eukaryota; Fungi; Ascomycota; Dothideomycetes; Mycosphaerellales; Extremaceae
Exons: 1
Coding region: 1-6708 (2235 amino acids)
Biological process (GO): double-strand break repair via homologous recombination; replication fork processing
Cellular component (GO): nucleus; Cul8-RING ubiquitin ligase complex
Source: RefSeq, a predicted model, not a curated record